CACUCAUGUCAUGUCCUAACACACGCUCUGUUUUUAGAAAUUUCUAAGUCUCUGAUUUCAGACCCCAAAAUCCCAGAGUCUUUUUUCUUGUUAAUGGAGGUUUAAUUGAAAACUUAGUUUUCGAUUACUACAUAGACCAAUAUAUACCAAGUGUAGUGAGUGAGAUUGUAGAGGUACACCAAAGUUAUACAUGGCUCACCACCAUCACCACCACCACAACACGAGUGAUGGCGUUUCACAGAGAGUUAACAGCCCGCGUUUCUCGGGUCCAAUGACUCGCCGAGCUCACUCCUUCAAGCGCAACAAUAACGCCGUCGGUUCUUCCAACACUAACGGAAGCAACAACAAUAACUUGAGCGUGCAUCAUGAGAUUGAUCUACCGUUAACCUCACCCAGAUCGGAGGUUGGAGUUGUGGCUGUGGGUUCGGUUUCAAUUGAUGGGUUGAGCCAAAGAAAAGGGUUGUUAAGGAAGCCGAGCGUUGGAUCUAUGGUUCUGGAAUUUGGGUUGAAAGAGAGGAAGAAGCUCGGGCAUUGGAUGUUCUUGGUUUUCUGUGGGGCUUGUUUGUUUUUGGGUGUUUUCAGGAUUUGUGCUACUGGUUGGUUUAGAUCUGCUAUCGAAACCGCUACAUCAAAUCAGGGUUUAUCUGAGUCCUCCACCAAUAGACUAAGGCUAAUGGAUCAAGGCUAUCAUGACUAUGGGUACGGAGGAAGUGAUUCAGAUCAAAAUCUGAUGACAUUGACAUCAGACAUAACUGAUCAUUCAGGUAUUUGGUCUCAACCAAAUAGCGAGAAUUUCACGCAGUGUAUUGACCACUCAGAGAAUCAGAAAAAGAUAGAUGCAAAGACAAAUGGCUACAUUCUUGUAAAUGCUAAUGGCGGUUUGAAUCAGAUGAGAUUUGGGAUCUGUGAUAUGAUUGCUAUUGCUAAGGUUAUGAAAGCAACACUUGUCCUGCCCUCGCUUGAUCACACCUCAUAUUGGGCUGAUGAAAGUGGCUUUAAAGAUCUGUUUGACUGGCAGCAUUUCAUUGUGACCCUGAAGGACGAUGUCCAUAUAGUUGAGACAAUACCGCCGGAGUAUGCUGGAAUUGAACCUUUUAACAAAACACCGAUAUCUUGGUCUAAGGUUACAUAUUACAAGGCAGAAGUCCUUCCAUUGUUGAAGCAGCAUAAAGUAAUCUAUUUUACUCACACAGAUUCUCGGCUUGCUAAUAAUGAUAUCCCAAGAUCUAUUCAAAGGCUAAGGUGCCGGGUAAAUUAUGUGGCAUUGAAAUAUUCAGCUCCAAUUGAAAAACUUGGAGACACUUUGAUAUCUAGAAUGCGUGAGAAUGGUGGCCCUUAUCUUGCUCUCCAUUUGAGAUAUGAGAAGGAUAUGCUGGCAUUCACUGGCUGCAGUCAUAGCUUGACUGCAGAAGAAGAUGAUGAGCUUCGUAGGAUGCGUUAUGAAGUUGGCCAUUGGAAGGAAAAAGAGAUUAAUGGAACAGAAAGAAGAUUACUUGGUGGCUGUCCACUGACCCCCAGGGAGACUUCCCUCUUGCUCAGAGCAUUGGGUUUUCCGUCAGGCACUCGAAUUUACUUGGUCGCUGGUGAAGCUUACGGAAAUGGAAGUAUGGAGUCUCUUAAGGAGGAUUUUCCUAACAUUUUCUCGCAUUCCUCCCUCUCUACUGUCGAGGAGUUGGAACCUUUUAAGAAUCACCAGAAUAUGUUGGCUGGUUUAGACUACGUUGUUGCCCUUAAGAGUGAUGUAUUUGUUUAUACAUAUGAUGGAAAUAUGGCAAAGGCAGUUCAAGGACAUAGGCGAUUUGAGAACUUCAAGAAAACUAUCAACCCAGACAGGAUGAAUUUUGUAAAACUUGUGGAUGAUUAUGACGAGGGAAAUAUUUCUUGGAAGAAAUUCAGUUCCAAAGUGAAAAAGCUUCACAAAGAUCGAGAUGGAUCUCCCUAUUAUAGAGAGUCUGGGGAGUUCCCAAAACAGGAGGAGAGUUUCUACGCAAAUCCGCUUCCUGGAUGCAUCUGUGAAAGAACAGAAGUAUAGAAAAGCUAAAACACAGCUUCUGUAAUUUUGUCUCAAUGCUCCAGAAAGUAAAAGCUCGACCGAAAAGGAUGACUCAAUUCAUUGGUUGCAAAAUGCCUGGUCAAAGGGAAAAACCGGUGGGUCAUUUGUAACCUAACAUAUUGAUUCAGCAUCAUCCAUCAAUGGAGGAAUUAGCAAAGCCACAACAGAUAGCUCAGUCAUAGAAAUCUCAAGAGACACCGGUAAAGAUAAACAUCCUAUCCACCAAACUACCCUUGGAGAAAGAAAAUGUUACUUUUUCCUCUUUUACUUCCUUUUUCUUUUACUAGAGAACAUUUAUUUUUAUACUAGAACUGGUUUAAGGUUAUGGCUGUAAAGAAGUUGGGUGGUGAUGGGAUAAAUGAGGUGGCUGAUCAAAGUUAAAAACAGUUUUGAAUAACUUAUGAAAAAUACUAUAGGACAAUACUGAUUGAAUUGUAUUACAUCUGGAUGUUUAAUUAAUAAAACGAAAAAUAUGAUUUUGGUGUUAAA
Gossypium raimondii (Peruvian cotton) is the source of this 2542-nucleotide messenger RNA. RefSeq names its product O-fucosyltransferase 35. The transcript has 9 exons. Gene Ontology annotation, cellular component: Golgi apparatus; chloroplast; cytoplasm. The record is from RefSeq and is a predicted model, not a curated record. NCBI's taxonomy places the organism in Eukaryota, Viridiplantae, Streptophyta, Magnoliopsida, Malvales, Malvaceae. The coding region runs from base 191 to 2032 and encodes 613 amino acids.